GUGGGUUGUGGGAAGAAGCAGGAUACUGUGCGCGAGCGGCGAGACUGGUGGGCAGGAUGGGGGAUUCUGGGGGGUGAGAUUGAAUUUCGGAGAAUUGCUCCGGAGGCAUGGAGGCCGGCCAGUCUGAUCCUGAGGCGUUGCGAUGGAACAGGCCUGGGAAAAAGCUGAGAUCCUUGCACCGGAGCUCCUCCGCGUGCUUGCGAUAUGGGCCCAUCAGGGUGCUAGUCGUCGUGUUGGGGUGGAUUGUGGCCUGUGGUGUCGGGGCGGUGCUGUGGCGAGCUGCGUUGAAGUUCAGGGAACAGGAGUUUGAUCUAAAGUGUGAGAACCGUAAGGAGGUCUUGAAGUCACAGGUAGAGAAUAACCUGAAUGCAUCCUUUGUCAUAGUGGGGUUGUUGGCCAGCGUACCGGAGGUUAGCGCUGACAUGUGGGUAAACUUUGCGACGAGAACCUUGUUCCUGCGACCCACUGUGAAGAGACUGGUGUAUGUGGAGCGGGUACCUGCAGCUAACAGAGCAGCUUUCGAGAGAAAGUGGAACACCAGCAUUCUCUACAUUAACCACUCAAAUGUAACUGAAGUUCGGUCUGCCAAUGACACGGAGUAUUCACCCGUUGUGUUCGAGACCGAUGAUAAGGUGCCCAAGUACUUAUUUGUAGACGCUGGAGCAUACCCUGCUUACAGAAGCGCCAUAGAUGCUGCACGGGACACAGGGCUAUUUACGCUGUCUCCUGUAACUCCAAGGCGUGAUGGCACAUGGCAAAUGGGAGCCUAUCUUGCGUAUUAUGGUCCGGGACGUGAUUAUACCUCAUUCUCAAGCACAGAAGCGCGAAGGCAGGCUUGUAGGGGUUACGUGGGAAUCGUUAUGAAUGUCACUGACGUAUUCCACGGAGUCCUGUCAAGAUUUACAGAUGUCGACGACAUGGAUGUGGUCGCCGUUUUCAACGUGAAUUCAAAACUAGAGUCAUUUGAUUCUUAUAACUGCUCGGCUGCAGCUUCUUCGAAAUCAUGUGCGGUCCCUUUAUUUGAUCCAGCCGGUCGGGCUUCGGAGUUUAGCAAGGCGGCAGUGACGUGGGAAUAUGGAACUCAACAUUUCGAAGUGCGAUGUCUUCCUAAGCGAAACUUAAAGCUGCUAGCUCUGCGAGCUGCCAUAGCAUGGCCCCUUCUCAUGUCACUGGUAGUAAUCUUCUUCUCCAUCAUAGUCUACCUAGUGCUCAAGCGAAUGCAGGCUAUUGAGGAGGAGGUUCGUCUCAUGGAAAAGAUGAACGAGGACCUCAAUGUCGCCAAAUUGGCUGCUGAAGCUGCAGAUAAAGCGAAGUCCAAUUUUCUGGCAACAGUUUCUCAUGAAAUUAGGACUCCAAUGAAUGGAGUGAUUGGAAUGACGAAUUUGCUUAUGGGAACCAAUUUGACUACCCAGCAGCUUGAAUAUGUUAAAGUUGUACAAGCCAGUGGCAACACUCUUAUAGCUCUCAUCAAUGAUGUGCUGGACCUGUCCAAGAUUGAGGCGGGUAGAAUGGAGCUUGAGUCGGUCGCUUACGAUAUCCGUAAGGAGGUGGACGGCGUAUUUUUACUCUUUGAUGACAGAGCGCAGCAGAACAAGAUCGAAUUGUCCAUGCUUGUCCAUGAUGCAGUGCCGAAUUACAUAGUGGGAGAUCCUGGAAGGUUCCAUCAGAUUCUCGCCAACGUUGUUAGCAACGCCUUGAAGUUCACGAGGGAGGGCAACAUUCUUGUGUGUGUUCGUGCAAUGCGCGUCAGUCAAGGAAACAAAGCACUCUUCACGGCUAUCACCAUUGACCAGAAUUCUGCGGUCCCUGGAGACGUUCAGCCUUCGCAAGUGCUUCCCGAUGAACCAUUUUCACUAGUCGGAUCCGACGGGAUGAAAUUGUAUGAAGACCAGGAUGUUGCUCCGAGAUUGAGUAUUCAACCUGGAAGUGAGUCGAAUAGAAGUGAAGCACUUGAUUUAUGGAGGAAAUGGGAAUGGAAGAACCUAUCUGGGAGCCAUUGCAAGCCUCCAAAUCAAUUCAUUUUAAUCGUUUCUGUGGAGGAUACAGGCCCUGGCAUCCCAUGUCAUAUGGAGCCUCGUUUGUUUCAACCUUUUUCUCAAGCCGACAGCAACAGUUCAAGAGAGCAUGGAGGCACUGGAAUUGGUUUGUUUAUAAGCCAGAAACUGAUAAAACUGAUGAACGGCACCAUAAGGGUGAUGAGCGAGCCGGGCAAAGGAAGUGUAUUUGAAUUUACGCUUCCUGCAAGCUUUGCCGACACUGCUGGAGGGAGUAAGCCGCAACUUCCGAUGGAAGAUAAGAGACUGAAGGGUUUACAUGUUGCUCUUGUGGAUACAGAUCUCGUUCAUCGGGAAAUUACAGCUAGCUUCUUGCGGUACUCAGGCAUGCAUGUUGAGCUUGCCGAUGACGUACAGUCCACAAUGGAGAUUUUGCAGAGGACUGGAGGACCUACUCUUCAAGCUGUUAUGGUCGAUAUUAAAGGGUUACCCAGUGCACCAGCUGUAGAGUUAGCCAGGUCAAUACGGAGCACACCAAGUCUAAAGGCUUUAUCUGUGCUAGUUCUCACUUCAAAUCCAGUAUCUCCUCCAGGUGAGAAAGAAUUAAAAGAUGCUGGGGUGUCCUUCAUUAUUAGCAAAUCCUUACGAUUAUCCACAGGCUCUUCUGUGUUGCUAGAGGCAAUGGGCUUAAAACCCCAAGCACCCGUGAAGAAGAAGGCUAAUGACAAUGUCAAAUUACUGCUUGGCAAACGGCUGCUUGUGGUGGAUGACAACAUGGUCAAUCAAAGAGUAGCAACUUCAAUGUUGAAAAGAUACGGUGCCAUAGUGUCAAGCGUAAACAGCGGCAUUGAAGACAAGAAAUUAGACCUCGUGUUGAUGGAUAUUCAGAUGUCCGAGAUGGAUGGUUGGCAAGCAACACGCCACAUUCGCAAUUGGGAAGUCGAAAACUGCGACACUUGUUGCAAGUCAAACGUAAACUGGUGCAGACACAACCGACUUCCCAUCGUUGCGGUUACAGCGGAUGCUAUGAAAGGCACUCACGCAGAGUGUUUCAGCUCAGGAAUGGAUGACUACAUUACUAAACCUCUGGAUCAGAAACAGCUGCAGUCCCUAUUGGAGCGAUUCAUUAAGAGGGACUUGGUGAAUGUACCACCCAUGACAGACGUCGGCAGCUAACGAGUGUUCCAGUUGUACUUCGUUGAGUUUGAAGGGAAUUUUUGCUCGCUAGGAAAAAGUGGGUAGGGUCAAAGAGCACUUUGGCCGUGUAUGCUGGUAAAUGUAAAGGUUAAUAAGAAUCGGUUUGAAGUUUGUGACGCGCAUUUUUUUCCUCA
Messenger RNA from Physcomitrium patens, 3325 nucleotides. Its product is annotated as putative histidine kinase 4. Lineage: Eukaryota; Viridiplantae; Streptophyta; Bryopsida; Funariales; Funariaceae. Gene Ontology annotation, molecular function: phosphorelay sensor kinase activity. Gene Ontology annotation, biological process: phosphorylation; phosphorelay signal transduction system. The record is from RefSeq and is a predicted model, not a curated record.